Messenger RNA from Zootermopsis nevadensis, 458 nucleotides. Its product is annotated as GILT-like protein 1. The record is from RefSeq and is a predicted model, not a curated record. Lineage: Eukaryota; Metazoa; Arthropoda; Insecta; Blattodea; Termopsidae. Gene Ontology annotation, molecular function: oxidoreductase activity, acting on a sulfur group of donors, disulfide as acceptor.
UUUUUUCUAAUGCAGUCAUGCGCACUCAGCUUGCUCAACCCUUCGGGACCACAAAUGGAAUUUGUGCACUGCGUCAUGAGCAGGCCGGACGGAAGCCAAGAAGGGAAGCGUUGUUCAGAGAAAUUUGGAAUCAGUUGGGCCGCUGUUGACAGUUGCAUGAAGUCUCCAGUUGGCACAACCUUGCAGCUAAUGGCGCAAGAAGAGACGUUAAAACUAGCUCCUUCAGGACUUGGGUUUGUUCCCACCAUUACAUUCAACAAAAAAUACAGGCAACAAGACCAGAGAGAAGCAUUGCAAAAUUUCCGAGGCGUGUCAUGCAGAUACUUUGGUUCUCCAAAUCUGCCUGGAUGUUGAAUAUGAAAGUAAACAACCUUGUAAUGACUUCUCCAUUCUUGUCAACCCAGUUCUGGAACGUCUGUUGGGCAAUGGAAAAUAAAGGAGCUAUCUAGAGGAAAGAA